AUGGGAAAAGAAAAAAUUCAUAUCAACAUUGUCGUCAUUGGUCAUGUCGAUUCAGGUAAAUCAACAUCAACUGGUCACUUGAUCUACAAGUGUGGUGGUAUCGAUAAACGUACCAUCGAAAAAUUCGAAAAAGAAGCUGCUGAAAUGGGUAAAGGUUCGUUCAAAUACGCUUGGGUAUUGGACAAACUCAAAGCCGAACGUGAACGUGUCGCAGUCGGUGUUAUCAAAGAAGUCGAAAAGAAAGCUGCAGCAUCAGGCAAAGUCACCAAAUCAGCAGCUACGGCUGCCAAAGGUGGCAAAAAGUAA
This is a messenger RNA of Adineta ricciae, 306 nucleotides long. The record is from the annotation of a GenBank genome assembly. NCBI's taxonomy places the organism in Eukaryota, Metazoa, Rotifera, Eurotatoria, Adinetida, Adinetidae.